GCCGUCACCGCCGCCGCUGUCGUCGUCGUCGCCGUCGUCGACACCGAGUAGCGAAAGAGAAAGAGCUGGUCUUCCUUCCUUCCAUCGCGCCGUAUUGUAUCUUGUAUCGCGUUCGUCUUGUGCCGCGUCGUUCGAUAUCGCGUACGAAUCGCGCACCGCGAAUCUUCUCCAAUUCCUCGCUCGCAGGAGGAUCGCGACGCGCGAGAGACCGACGAGAAGAGGAAGAAACGCGUACGUGUAAGACACAUACUCGCACUCGCUCUCCUGCCUUCGAUCUCGCUCUUCGAAUCCGGCUCCUCUAACCCGGACCACGAACAUGAAUGAGGAAUACGACGCGAUCGUGCUCGGCACCGGCCUCAAGGAGUGCAUCCUCUCGGGCAUGCUCUCCGUCAGCGGGAAACGAGUGUUGCACAUCGACCGCAACAAGUAUUACGGUGGCGAAUCGGCCUCCAUCACGCCCCUCGAGGACCUGUUCGGAAAAUUCAAGGCCCCGUCGCCGGAUGAGAGUUAUGGUCGCGGCCGGGACUGGAAUGUCGAUUUGAUUCCUAAGUUUCUAAUGGCAAAUGGUCUUCUCGUCAAGCUACUCAUUCACACGGGUGUGACGCGUUAUCUGGAAUUCAAAUCGGUGGAGGGCUCAUAUGUGUACAAAUCGGGCAAGAUCUCCAAAGUACCGAUUGAUCAGCAGGAAGCUCUGUCCAGUGACCUGAUGGGUCUAUUCGAGAAGCGGCGAUUCCGCAGCUUCCUCAUGUGGGUGCAGAAUAUGCAGGAGGAUGAUCCGAAAACGUGGGACGGCUUCGAUCCCUUCAACAACAAUAUGAGCGCGCUCUACAACAAAUUCAGCCUCGACAAAAACACGCAGGACUUUACUGGACAUGCGUUAGCGUUGUAUAGGGAUGAUGACUAUAUAAGCCAAAUCGCGAUACUCACCAUCAGGAGGAUCAAAUUAUACAGUGACAGUCUAGCACGAUACGGGAAAUCGCCGUAUCUCUAUCCGAUGUAUGGUCUAGGCGAACUUCCUCAGGGAUUCGCACGACUUAGCGCCAUUUAUGGCGGUACAUACAUGUUGGACAAGCCGAUCGAUGAAAUCGUCAUAAAGGAUGGCAAGGUGGUUGGCGUCCGUUCCGGCGAUGAGACAGCUCAAUGUAAACAAGUUUUUUGUGAUCCUACGUACGUACCCGACCGUGUGAAGAAGGUCGGUCAGGUGAUAAGAUGUAUAUGUCUCAUGGAUCAUCCGAUUCCGAGCACGUCCGAUGCGCUAUCUACGCAAAUCAUCAUUCCUCAGAAGCAGGUCGGUCGUAAUUCCGAUAUUUACGUGUCUCUUGUGUCGCAUACUCAUCAAGUAGCAGCGAAGGGCUGGUUUAUCGCUAUGGUCUCGACCACGGUGGAGACGAAGAAUCCAGAGGUUGAGAUCAAACCCGGUUUGGAUUUGCUCGGUCCAAUUAAACAGAAGUUUAUUAGCAUUUCCGACUACAUGGUGCCGGUGGACGAUGGUCUCAACAGUCAGAUAUUCAUAUCUACCAGCUAUGAUGCGACCACACAUUUCGAGACGACCUGUUUAGAUGUGCUCGAUAUAUUUAAGCGUGCUACCGGUGAGGAAUUCGACUUCAACAAGGUCAAGCACGAGCUCGGCGAUGAAGAUCAGUAACCGUAAUUAUGGAAUGCGCGCGUGCAUUUUACACCAUAUUACAUCAUGGAAAAAUCGAAGCGUUCAGUGAAUUCGUGUAUUCGAGUAAACAAGAAAUCAUUACUCGAUGGUUGCCGAUUGCGUCGGCAUGCGACAGUGUCUCAAGGCAGAUAUCACAAAACAGAUGUCACGUUUGCGAGCAGACCUGUGCCUAAUUAUGUAGGUUCUCUUUGAUAGAGGAUGAAAAACGAAGGUAAAGUUGGCUAAAUUCUUUCUCUUUCUCUUUGUCUAUUCUACUUCGUCCUAAUCUCAUCCCCUGCUAUUCCACGAGCUCUUCAAGAAAAUCCUGUUCGAAAGCGACACGAAUUCUCUAUUACAUUUACAUGGAAGAACUCUCGGACUAUAUUUCUACGACUUCAAUAAAAAAUACCGGAUUAUAAACUUAGAUCUCCUCUUGUAAAUUUAUAUUUUACAUAAAAUUUGAAUCCGAUCUGCCAAUAAACGUUCGAACAGAAGAUAAUAAAAAAAAGACAAAGAUGAUCUCGAGACGUCCGUGUCACUGCGUGUAUACAAUAUAUAUGUACCAUAUUUUAAUGUAUUGAAAUAUAGAUAAAAGAUCCAUCGGCAGAUUACACUGUACAAAAAGGAAUUUAGGUACAUCACAUAAGAAAUAUAAUAUGCCGUUAAGUUGAUAAUUGAUUAACGAUAACAAACAAUAUAAGUACCAUAUCUGUCUAGAUUAGAAUUCCUAUAGAUAUAGAAAAUUUCGGAAAUUGUGUGAAUCUGGGAAAGUUUAUGUUGUCUGAAUGUUAAUUAUCUAUAGGUUGUCUAAGUUGCAUUUAUUAAACAAAGUGAUUGAGCAAUGAUUUAGUUUUACGAAUCGCGGACAUGGGUGUUCUAUCGAUGACUCUAUUGCUUGUCGAUUGUCUAGUAAAAUUAGAAAUAAUAUGCAGUUAUAAUGCAUUAUAUUUCAAUAUUUAUAUAUAUAAUUAUAUUUCAUCUUCUAUAUUUGUUUAUUCUAUUGAAGAGAUAUUCAUUUAAGAAACAAAUCGAUUAGGUAUCUUCAACGUGCAUUCGAAAAACAAAAUUAGGGAUAGGAAAGUCGCAUAUUCGUAUACACUUGAGACAAAAUCGAUAGAAAAUGGAAAAAAAGAUCGAUAUCGAAACGUUGGAAUGAAGAGGAGGAUAUCCAAACUCUCCGGAGCGGCCAAGCAUUUCACAUUAUAUAUAGAUAUUAUUAUAGAUCUAUAUAGUAUAUAUUAUAAAAAAAGAUAUGUAUACAUAUAUAUAAAUAUGAGAAAGUGGAGUCGUUGAAAUAUUGUUGUUUCGUGUGAGCUUGAGAUCCGGAUUAUUUCUUUUGCAUAAUAAAAAAAAUAUGGGAGUAUCUAGUAAUAUUAUUAUCAUGUCGUUACCUGAUAAAAAGAAUGCAAAUACUCGCAUAUGUUUAUCGAAUAAAUAAAUGGCGAAUUAAUGGUGGAGGAGAAAGAAGAAAAGGAUCGACUGUUUUCCUAGAUUCACCCUUUUGCUUGCACUCUCGCAUGGGUUACUAUAAUGAUACACGCAAUUUCGCACGAAAAUCUAAUGGAAAGAAUGGAGAGCUAUACUCAUAUAACGAACAUUUAUCUUGACCGCAGCAGAUAUCUUUCACAAUUAUCCAUCAACUUGUAACACACGAGAGCAGAAUAGAAUAAAUGAUAUUGUAUUAAU
Molecule: messenger RNA, 3331 nt
Organism: Camponotus floridanus (Florida carpenter ant)
Lineage: Eukaryota; Metazoa; Arthropoda; Insecta; Hymenoptera; Formicidae
Gene: Gdi
Product: rab GDP dissociation inhibitor beta
Exons: 5
Coding region: 317-1645 (442 amino acids)
Biological process (GO): protein transport; vesicle-mediated transport; small GTPase-mediated signal transduction
Cellular component (GO): cytoplasm
Molecular function (GO): Rab GDP-dissociation inhibitor activity
Source: RefSeq, a predicted model, not a curated record